AUGGCAGCAGUCGCACAGGAUUUCUCAACCUCCCCGGCGCCGGCCGUGGCCUCUGUCCCUCACCCUCUGAGCCCGUUGACGGCGGCGGAGAUUUCCACCACCGCUGAUCUGUUGAGGUCAGUAUGGCCGUCAACCGUCGACCUACGCUUCAAGGUCAUCACGCUCGAUGAGCCUGCGAAGAAGUCGAUGAUUCCCUAUCUCGAGGCCGAGCACAGCGGCGCGCCACUCCCUCAAAUCCCACGCAAGUCCUUCGUGUCAUACUACAUUCGCAACACAGACCGUUUCCACGAGGCCGUUGUCAAUCUGACCGCGGGCAAAGUCGAGAGCAAUGUCCGACUCGGCCCCAACAUGCACGGCAACGGAGACUACGAUGAGAUUCUCCAGGUCGAGAAGAACGCCCUCGAGGAUGAAGGCGUCAAGGAGGCUCUCAAGAAACUCCAAUUGCCAGAGGGAACCGUUGUGUGUGCUGACCCUUGGAUUUACGGCUCUGACGGCAUCAAUGAUGACGACCGGCUGUACCAGGUCUUCCUGUACAUGCGGGAUCCUGCCAACCCGGACGAGCUCGACAGCAACCACUACGCCUUCCCACUUGCCAUCUCGCCGGUCGUUGAGUGCAACACGUACAAAGUCAUUCGCAUCGAUUAUUUACCCACAGGUGCCGACAACACCAUCCGCGAGCCACGGCCGUACGAAGCCGUAGCGCCCAACGAGUACAUUUCCGAAGCGCAACCGAAACUUCGACAGGACAUCAAGCCCCUCCGCGUCAUCCAGCCCGAGGGAGCGUCCUUCACACUGACCCCAACCGGUGAGACGGGCCAUGUCCUCGAGUGGCAGAAAUGGUCUUUCCGCGUGGGCUUCAACCAGCGAGAAGGCAUGGUCCUGUACGACGUCCGAUAUGACUCUCGGCCACUGUUCUACCGCCUGUCGCUGUCCGACAUGAACAUCCCCUACGCCGACCCCCGGCACCCGUACCACAAAAAGUCGGCGUACGAUCUCGGUGACGCGGGAGCGGGGGCCAUGGCCAACAACCUCAAACUCGGCUGCGACUGCCUCGGGCACAUCCAGUACAUCUCGUCCGUCAUCACCGACGACAAGGGUGUGCCGACCCCCGUGGAGAACUGCGUGUGCGUGCACGAGCAGGACGCGGGCAUCGGGUGGAAGCACACCAACUACCGCACAGGGCGAGCGGCGGUGGUGCGCAACCGCGAGCUGGUGCUGCAGAGCAUCAUCACGGUGAGCAACUACGAGUACAUCCUGGCCUUCAUGUUCAACCAGGCCGGUGAGGUCAUCUACGAGGUCCGGGCGACGGGGAUUUUGUCCACGCAGCCCAUCGACCACGAGCUCGACAAGACAGGCGUCCCCUUCGGCACGGUGGUGCACCCGGGUGUGCUGGCGGUGCACCACCAGCACAUCUUCUCGCUGCGCAUCGACCCGAUGCUCGAGGGCCACGCGAACCGGCUGGCGUACGACGAGGCCCAUGCGCUGCCGAUCGACAAGGACUGGAACCCGCACGGGGUGGCGUACGACGUGACGGAAACCGUCGUCGAGACGGCCGGCGGCCUCGACCUCGACCCGGACACGAACCGGGUGUUCAAGAUCCAAAACGCCGCGGUGCGCAACCCGGUCAACGGCAAGCCCGUGGCGUACAAGAUCCACGCGCCUCCCUUCCAGAAGAUGCUCGCGCACCCGUCGUCGUUCCACUUCAAGCGCGCCGAGUUCGCCGACCACAACAUCUACGUCACCACGCACCGCGACCGCGAGCUGUACUCGGGCGGCUGGUACACGAACCAGUCGCGCGGCGGCACCGGCGUGCGCUCGUUUGCCGCCCGGAACGACUCGGUCAAGGACACCGACAUCGUCGUGUGGGUGCAGUUCGGCAUCAACCACGUCCCGCGCAUCGAGGACUUCCCCGUCAUGCCCUGCGAGAUCCUCAAGGUCAGCCUGAAGCCCGUCAACUUUUUCGACAAGAACCCUGCCCUCGACGUCCCUCCUUCCGAGCAGAACUUCAACCAGUCUACUCUUGUCAGCGAAGCGCAUCAUCAACCCGCCCUGGAGAUGAAGGUUGGGGAGGGAUCUUGCUGUGCCACACCUGAAGCUAGUAAGAGUAAGCUGUGA
Messenger RNA from Exophiala spinifera, 2115 nucleotides. RefSeq lists its product as uncharacterized. NCBI's taxonomy places the organism in Eukaryota, Fungi, Ascomycota, Eurotiomycetes, Chaetothyriales, Herpotrichiellaceae. Gene Ontology annotation, biological process: amine metabolic process. The coding region runs from base 1 to 2115 and encodes 704 amino acids. The transcript has 3 exons. The record is from RefSeq and is a predicted model, not a curated record. Gene Ontology annotation, molecular function: copper ion binding; quinone binding; primary methylamine oxidase activity.